AUGAGGAUCACGGAUACAACGGCUCAACAAAUAACACUCCCCUUGUCCAUGGUUUCUGCCAUUGAACGUUCUUCCCAGUUUCAGAUGUUACUACGUAUGUCGAGUCCUGGGAAAUUUAUGGUGAAUAGAAAAUACGAAAUAUUGAAUCGAAAGCUCUUCGUGGUCACAGUAACAAGCGACUGUGAAUAUUCUUUUUGA
Molecule: messenger RNA, 198 nt
Organism: Ambispora leptoticha
Lineage: Eukaryota; Fungi; Glomeromycota; Glomeromycetes; Archaeosporales; Ambisporaceae
Source: the annotation of a GenBank genome assembly